Molecule: messenger RNA, 913 nt
Organism: Amphiprion ocellaris (clown anemonefish)
Lineage: Eukaryota; Metazoa; Chordata; Actinopteri; Pomacentridae
Gene: pierce1
Product: piercer of microtubule wall 1
Exons: 4
Coding region: 405-746 (113 amino acids)
Biological process (GO): axoneme assembly
Cellular component (GO): axonemal microtubule
Source: RefSeq, a predicted model, not a curated record
ACAAUUUGACUAAUUGGCGCUAUAUAAAUAAAAUUGAAUUGAAUUGAAUCAACUCUCUGAGCGGCCUGAUGGCGGCGCUGCUGACUCCAGAGUGGACGAAGAAGAAGAGUUCAGGAGGUUCCGGUGAGCAGCAGGAGGAGGUUCUGAAGAGGUUCAGAGAAAACCGGAAGCGGUCCUUCAGCAGAUUCACUAGAACCCGGACACGUUUCAGAGCCUCCGACUGGAGGAAGCGGCCGAUCCGACGUUUGUGGACGGUUGCUGAGAGACGGGUUCUGGCGGAGCUCCACCCCGGUACCGGAGCACCGGUAACUCCCGAGCCUCAGACGGAGCAGCGCGACGCAUGCGCAGCUGUUGACGCGAGCAGUGUCACCCGUCUCCAUGGUAACGGCGUGUUGUGAUCAGACAUGGCGGAGCAGAAAGUCCAGAGCUGCGACAGGAGAGAGUCUAACCCGAGCCCUUUCCAUGGAUACAGUCAGAGAAGAAGUCACCCCCUGUACCGGACCACCAACCAGACGUACGGCAGCAACACACCUGGAGCUCACCUCACACAGGUCCAGAGCAGAGGAACGUCCCGUCAGUUCUCAGAGACCAUGCUUCUGAGCGGGAUGUAUCGGGAUCACGGUUUCAACACGUCCAUGGACAGGAGCAGAGUGACUGUUUCCCCAGGAACCCAGCACAAGAGAACCAGUCUCCAUCAUUUAUGUCACCAUGGAAACCAAAGCAGCGGCAGCGAUGGGAACCAGUAGACAGAACGCUGAUGUCCAAACAAGUAAAUGAGAAAAUAAGUUUCCUGAUAGAAAUCACAGGAUUGGAAAAGAUCAAACAUUUAAACAUUUAACUCCAGUUGUGAUCUGAUGAAACUAUGAUUUAGUCACACUGUGAAGAUGAUUCCAGUAAAAUCCUUCACUCAGAA